AUGUCUGUCCUCUCCAUCCUCCUGGAUGGCGAAGUCAUACACCCAAUGGUGUUACUGCCACUUGCAGCUGUAACCAUGCUCGUUGGAUAUGUACUCUUUUGGGUUAUCUACAACCUUUCCUUCCAUCCUCUUAGCAAGUUCCCUGGUCCCAGACUCUGGGCCAUCUCAACCAUUCCCUACAUUCGAAACUUUACAGCCGGUGAAUGCCAUUUCACAAUACUUGAGAUGCACAAGAAGUACGGCCCUAUUGUGAGAGUCGGUCCAAAUGAUCUUUCUCUCAACCACCCAGACGGCAUGAAGGCCCUUCGUGGCCAUCGCAAGUCCGGAACUGGGGAGAACUCAAAGGAACCAGUAGCCGCAUCAUUCAAUGCGGACAACGUCAUCGGCGCCAAUCGAGAAAAUCACCAGCGUUACCGUCGUACUCUUGCCCACGGCUUCUCCCAGCACUCCAUGAUGGCCCAGCAACCCAUCAUCCGAGUAUAUGUUGACAAGUUAAUGAAGGGACUACAUGCGGCAUCCGACAAUGGCACAAAGCCUGUUGAUAUUGCGACCUGGUACAACUUUACCACCUUUGAUGUCAUUGGAGAUCUGGCCUUUGGUGAGCCCUUUGGCUGUCUUGACACCGGCAAACUCCACCCCUGGAUCACCCUCAUUUUCGCAGGCAUGAAGGACUUGGCGUUCAUCACCACUAUGGCUCGUACCCCUUGGCUCAACAACCUGUGGAAUCUCGUCACUCCAAAGAAAUCAACGAGUGAAUGGGCAUCGCACGUGGAAAUGGCGAGGGAAAAGGUACGCAAGAGACUGGCGUCUGGAAUGGAUCGCCCUGAUUUCAUCGAUGCCAUGUUAAAAAGAACAGGGGCAGCUGGAAAUGAAAUGACUUUUGAAGAGCUAGCCUCCAACGCACAAAUUCUCAUGAUUGCUGGUUCCGAAACAACCGCGACGGUACUCACAGCAACAACCUACUUCCUGGCCAGCAACCCAGAGACUCUGAAGAAGGUCGUCAACGAAGUGAGAUCAGGGUUCAGCUCUGAAAAUGACAUUAAUAUGGACAGCGUGAAGAAAUUGACCUACAUGUUGGCUUGCCUGAACGAAGGUAUGCGUGUCUUCCCACCUGUUAUCAAUGGAUCAGUGCGCACGAUUCGUCCCGAAGGAGAUGACAUUAUCGGUCACUAUAUUCCUGGUGGAGCUACAGUUGACGUCUGGCAAUGGGCUGUUCACAACAACCCAGACCAUUUUGCACAUGCCGACCAGUAUAUCCCUGAGCGUUGGUUAGACAACAAUGACCCUCGCUUCGCAAAUGAUGCAAAGCAGGCGCUGAACCCCUUCUCAAUUGGCCCUAGAGACUGCGUUGGCAAGAAUCUGGCAUAUGCAGAGAUGCGCAUGAUUCUUGCCCGCGUUCUCUGGAAUUUUGAUGUUAGCCUGCAUCCUGACACUCCUGGAUGGGAGAAGAGAACCAAGUCUUACUUCCUUUGGGAGAGAGGAGCCAUGAAUGUGAUGCUCACUCCCCGAAAGACGGAGUAA
Fusarium graminearum PH-1 is the source of this 1521-nucleotide messenger RNA. RefSeq lists its product as uncharacterized. Gene Ontology annotation, molecular function: oxidoreductase activity, acting on paired donors, with incorporation or reduction of molecular oxygen; iron ion binding; heme binding. Lineage: Eukaryota; Fungi; Ascomycota; Sordariomycetes; Hypocreales; Nectriaceae. The transcript is spliced from 5 exons. The record is from RefSeq and is a predicted model, not a curated record. Bases 1 to 1521 code for a protein of 506 amino acids.